Molecule: messenger RNA, 771 nt
Organism: Effrenium voratum
Lineage: Eukaryota; Dinophyceae; Suessiales; Symbiodiniaceae
Source: the annotation of a GenBank genome assembly
CAUGCUCAAUGCGUUGUGUUCCCCUUGACACCCCCUCCAUCAUUUGCCCCGUUGAUCAAACAUGUCGGUUUCACGGCAGGAGCAUGAGCGCCUAGAGGAGAGGUUGGCUCGUGCAGAGAAGGCGGUUAUGAUGCAGGCGGGGCAGAUCCAGGAGCUUCAGGCGCAGGUUGAUGCUUUGCUGCUGGCGCCGGCGCGGGCCGCCCCGGUAGUUCCUUCGGCCACCUUCCGUGAGCGCUCGCGGACGCCGGCGCCGGCCUACUCGCUGGCGAUGCCGAUUCCGGCUGCAACACCGGCGGUCCAGCCCGUCGCGUCAGUCUUUGCGCGCACGCGCCCGGCUCCGGCUCGACGCACAGGCUUCGAUGUUGUGCUCACUCCGGAGCAGUUUGCGGAGCAGAACGGCCUAGACGAGAAGUGCCUGGAGGCGCUGUUGGGCCAAGCGCCCGAAGUUCAGGACUUGGUCAUUAGCCAAGGCCCUGCAGAGGGCAGAAAUCCGUCGGCCAUGGUCAUGGGAAGGAUCGCCAAGGCCAUGCGCGAGUCCGGCUCGGACAUGCAGCAGCAGGUGGAGACCUUUAUAGCGGAAAACUUGUUGGAUGAGAAGUGCGCGGAGGCACUACGAUCGCAAACCCCCGAGUGCCAGGUGGCGGUGCUGAACCAAGGGCCCGCGAGCGGGCGCAACGCCUCUGCCAUGGUCAUGGGCCGCAUUGCCAAGUUCCAGCGCGGAGGUGCGUGAAAGGCUCGGGAGGGGCGCGGGUGCGGAGGAUAUGUCGCGAG